AUGGCACCGAUCACCCAUGCGGUGCACCACCACCGGAACACAACAAAAACAUCCCACAAGGCUUUCAAGAGCAAACACGCCUCCAAGAGCGCACUCAAGGAACGAAACAGAGGUAAAGUUGAAACUGGGGAACGGGGGGUACGCAAAACCCCUCAUCAACAGCUCAUGUCGAAGCUCGAUCGGAAGAACCAGGCUCGUCAGAAACAACAAUUGAAACAUCAAGAAAAGGCUAGCGCUGUUAGCAUAUUCAAUGGUCAGAACGGCGCCCCUCGCCAGGUGGCUAUCGUGCCUCUCUCCGACAGGGUCGAUAUUCCUGCUGCCAUACGCUCGUUGAAUGAAAGUGUCGAUGUUCCUGAAAAUGCCUACGCGGAUGGAUUGUCCCGCAUACGAAUCGACCGCUUCAAACAAAACAUUUUGUAUAUCCCGACAAGCUACGACUUGAUGAGUGCACUAGACGUAUGCCGGGUUGCAGACUUUGUUGUCUUGGUUCUACCAACGGAUGUGGAGGUUGCGGAGGAGGGAGAGAAUCUGUUGCGAUCGAUAGAAAGUCAGGGUAUCUCCAAUGUAUUGGUUGUGGCACAGGGUGUGGAUAAGCUGAAUCCGCCGAAGAGACGUCCGCAGGUCAUCUCUUCAUUGAAGUCUUACAUCAACCACUUUUUCCCAUCUAUCGAUAAGGUUCUUUCUCUCGACUCCCGACAAGAAUGCUCGAAUGUUGUCCGUGGCUUGUGCACAGCAACGCCCAAAGGUAUUCGAUGGAGAGACGACAGAAGCUGGAUGCUUAUUCAGGAUGUCAAAUGGCCAGAGAACAAUGGUGAUAUAGUUGACAACGUUACAGUCACAGGCGUAGUGCGAGGCAAAGGUUUAAAGGCAGACCGAAUUGUGCACAUACCUGGCUGGGGAGACUUCCAGGUUGAUUCUAUCACUGCCGCACCGCUCCCAACCCCCAAAGGCAAGAAGGAAGAUGUGAUGAAUAUCGACGACUCGGAAGGUACCCAAGUUCUCGAUCAGCCAACAGAAGACUGUGAUGAUAUGGCGACUGUUGCGCCUGAAGAAAUUGAGAUGGAGGAUGACGCGCUAUCAAACCCUGACGCCGAACGACGAGGAGUCUUGCUUGAUGAUCACCACUACUUUUCUGAAGACGAGUCUCACAUACCCUCUCGCCCCAAGAGAUUACCUAAGGGUACAUCAGAUUAUCAGGCUGCAUGGUUCCUGGAAGACGACUCCGAUUCUGGCUCAGAUAUGAUUGAUAUGGAAGAUGAGGACGUUGAUAUGGAUGUUGACGAAACCGAGGGCCGUCCUGAAGACGGCGUGUUCCCAGACCAUGGCGACGCCAUGACCGAGGCUGGUCCCUCGGAAUACCCUCAAUCCGAGAUGUUCCUCGACCCCUCUCCCGAAGACGAAGCAGACCAACUAGAAGAGUAUCGUGCCAGCCGGAGAACGGAAGAAAAAGACGACCUGGAGUUCCCCGACGAAAUCGAACUCCACCCUAACGUCCUUGCGAGGGAACGACUACAAAAAUACCGUGGUCUAAAAAGCCUCAAGACGAGUAACUGGGAAACCUCAGAAGAUCGACCAUACGAACCAGAGGACUGGCGACGGCUGUUGCAAUUCAAUGACUACAAGGGCCUCAGGAAUAAGCUUGUCCGCGAGGCCCUCGUGGGUGGUGUCACUCCUGGCACUCGCGUGAACGUGCAUCUGAAAGCUGUUCCGAGCACUCUUCGCAACCGGCCACAACCAGUAGCAUUAUUCUCACUGCUUCGUCACGAGCACAAACACACCGUUAUCAACAUGAACAUUACGGUCAACUCCUCCGUCGAGGAACCCAUUAAAUCCAAAGAAGAAGUCAUCAUCCAAUGCGGUCCACGUCGUCUUGUCGUCAACCCGAUCUUCUCUGGAGCUGGGAACACUCCCAACAAUGUCCACAAAUUCGACCGAUUCCUCCACCCUGGUCGCAGCGCAAUUGCUUCCUUUAUUGGCCCGGUUAUCUGGGGUGCUGUUCCCGUUCUAGUCUUCAAGAACCAAAUUGUAAAAGACCCCGAGGUUCUCGACUCUGCAGAAGAUGCACCUGAUUCCGCAAACACAAUCAAGCGUCUGGAGCUGAUUGCCACGGGCACAGUUGUCGCGUCGGACCACUCUCGUGUUGUUGCGAAGCGUGCUAUAUUGACGGGCCACCCGUUCAAAAUCCACAAGAAAGUUGUCACGGUUCGGUACAUGUUCUUCAACGCAGAAGAUGUCCAUUGGUUCAAAGCUCUGCAACUCUGGACCAGAAGAGGCCGCAGUGGGUUUGUUAAAGAGAGCUUGGGAACGCAUGGGUAUUUCAAGGCUACUUUCGACGCGAAGAUUAACCCUCAGGACUCGAUUGGUAUCAGUCUGUAUAAGCGAGUGUUCCCGCGCCUUGCGCGGGCUGUCGAAGAAGUGGAAGCUUCUGCUUAA
This is a messenger RNA of Talaromyces proteolyticus, 2433 nucleotides long. Its product is annotated as putative pre-rRNA processing protein Tsr1. Lineage: Eukaryota; Fungi; Ascomycota; Eurotiomycetes; Eurotiales; Trichocomaceae. The record is from RefSeq and is a predicted model, not a curated record. Gene Ontology annotation, cellular component: nucleus; preribosome, small subunit precursor. Bases 1 to 2433 code for a protein of 810 amino acids. Gene Ontology annotation, biological process: ribosome biogenesis; endonucleolytic cleavage of tricistronic rRNA transcript (SSU-rRNA, 5.8S rRNA, LSU-rRNA); maturation of SSU-rRNA from tricistronic rRNA transcript (SSU-rRNA, 5.8S rRNA, LSU-rRNA). The transcript is spliced from 2 exons. Gene Ontology annotation, molecular function: GTPase activity; U3 snoRNA binding; GTP binding.